This is a messenger RNA of Pyrus x bretschneideri (Chinese white pear), 2214 nucleotides long. Its product is annotated as acetolactate synthase 1, chloroplastic. The record is from RefSeq and is a predicted model, not a curated record. Gene Ontology annotation, cellular component: acetolactate synthase complex. The coding region runs from base 54 to 2045 and encodes 663 amino acids. Lineage: Eukaryota; Viridiplantae; Streptophyta; Magnoliopsida; Rosales; Rosaceae. Gene Ontology annotation, molecular function: acetolactate synthase activity; flavin adenine dinucleotide binding; magnesium ion binding. Gene Ontology annotation, biological process: L-valine biosynthetic process. The transcript has a single exon.
UAGCAGCCACUACUGAAACUAUCAUUUCACUCUCAAGAUCAGCUUCUCCAACAAUGGCGGCCAUUGCUCCACCCUCCUCUUACUCCUUCUCAAAACCCUCCCCUUUCUCUUCCUCAGCCAAAUCCCACCCCUCCAUUUCCAGAUUCAACCCCCCCUUCUCUCCUCUUCCCCAAAAACCCUCUCCCCUCCGCCACCUCCGGAUCUCCAGCUCCCUCUCCCCCAAAACCGAUACCACAAUCACAACCGCCACCACCACCACCACCACCAACCCUCUAGACACAGAGGCCCCAAUCUCCCGAUUUUCCCCUGACGAGCCCAGAAAAGGCGCCGAUGUCCUCGUUGAGGCGCUCGAGCGCCAAGGCGUCACCGACGUCUUUGCCUACCCUGGCGGCGCAUCAAUGGAGAUCCACCAGGCUCUCACGCGCUCUUCUUCCAUCCGCAACGUCCUCCCGCGCCAUGAGCAAGGCGGGGUGUUCGCAGCUGAAGGCUACGCCCGCGCGUCGGGUCGUCCCGGCGUGUGCAUUGCAACCUCCGGCCCCGGCGCAACGAACUUGGUUAGUGGCCUCGCCGACGCGCUCAUGGACAGCAUACCGGUGGUGGCAAUCACCGGCCAAGUACCCCGGAGAAUGAUAGGCACUGACGCCUUCCAAGAGACCCCAAUUGUUGAGGUAACAAGGUCAAUCACUAAGCACAAUUAUCUUGUUCUUGAUGUAGAGGACAUUCCUAGGGUUGUUAGGGAGGCCUUUUUCUUAGCUACCUCCGGUCGACCUGGCCCGGUUUUGAUUGAUAUACCCAAAGAUGUGCAACAACAGCUUGUGGUUCCCAAUUGGGAUCAACCCAUUAAGUUACCUGGGUACAUGUCUAGGUUGCCCAAGUCCCCCAAUGAGGGUCACUUGGAGCAGAUUGUGAGAUUGGUGUCCGAGUCCAAGAAACCGGUUUUGUAUGUUGGUGGAGGGUGUUUGAACUCCAGUGAGGAGUUGAGGCGGUUCGUGGAGCUCACGGGGAUCCCCGUGGCUAGUACUUUGAUGGGUCUCGGGGCAUACCCGUGCAAUGACGAAGAACUGUCACUCCAAAUGCUUGGAAUGCAUGGCACUGUUUAUGCUAAUUAUGCUGUGGAUAAGUCUGAUUUGCUGCUUGCAUUUGGGGUGAGGUUUGAUGACCGGGUUACCGGGAAGUUGGAGGCAUUUGCUAGCCGGGCUAAGAUUGUUCACAUUGAUAUUGACUCGGCGGAGAUUGGAAAGAAUAAGCAGCCUCAUGUGUCGGUUUGUGCUGAUGUAAAAUCGGCACUGGAAGGGUUGAAUAGGAUAUUGGAGCAGAAAGAGAGCAAGGUUAAGCUUGAUUUUUCGGCUUGGAGGGCGGAGCUGAAAGAGGAGAAAGUGAAGUUCCCAUUGGGUUUUAAGACUUUUGGGGACUCCAUUUCUCCUCAGAAUGCCAUUCAGGUUCUUGAUGAGUUAACUGAUGGGAACGCGAUUAUAAGCACUGGUGUUGGACAGCAUCAAAUGUGGGCAGCUCAGUUUUACAAGUACAAGCGGCCUCGGCAGUGGUUGACAUCAGGGGGAUUAGGAGCUAUGGGCUUCGGAUUGCCUGCUGCUAUCGGGGCUGCUGUUGCAAACCCGGAUUCUGUUGUCAUUGACAUUGACGGUGAUGGAAGUUUCCUUAUGAAUGUCCAGGAAUUGGCAACGAUCAGUGUGGAGAAACUUCCAGUCAAGAUAAUGCUGUUGAAUAACCAACAUUUGGGUAUGGUUGUGCAAUGGGAGGAUCGCUUCUACAAGGCAAACAGGGCUCAUACUUACUUGGGGAACCCAGCAAAUGAGUCGGAGAUAUUCCCAAAUAUGCUCAAGUUUGCAGAUGCUUGUGGGAUACCGGCUGCCCGUGUGACAAAGAAGGAAGAUCUGAAAGCAGCAAUUCAGAAAAUGUUGGACACUCCUGGUCCAUACUUGUUGGAUGUAAUAGUGCCCCAUCAAGAGCAUGUCCUGCCUAUGAUUCCGAGCGGCGGUGCUUUCAAAGAUGUGAUAACGGAGGGCGAUGGGAGAUCAAGUUAUUGAAGUUGCGGGCUGCGCAGCGCCUGUUUUUCAUUCGGAAGAGUGUAAUUUAGAGGUGUAUGUAUAAGUUUUUAGUUUAUGUGCUAGUAUUAGCUUGAACCAGUUGUGUCUGUUAAGUUUUGGCAUCUCUUAUUUAACUUGGAAUAAUUUUUAGCUUAAAGUUUGUGACUGA